This is a messenger RNA of Dibothriocephalus latus, 242 nucleotides long. The record is from the annotation of a GenBank genome assembly. NCBI's taxonomy places the organism in Eukaryota, Metazoa, Platyhelminthes, Cestoda, Diphyllobothriidea, Diphyllobothriidae.
ACGACACCUUCACUCGGAUUCCGCCCAACCAGUAUAUUUUCAAGGGCGCUGAAUUGCCUUUUGACUACGAGAUGGCUGAAGACUGCUUGCAGCACGAGGGCGAUCUGUUCGGCGAUCCCUCCUCUUCAUCCUCCCCCGCCUCUUCCUCUGCCUCUCUCUCGCCAGCCUCCGCCUUCUCCGAGUUCGCCAACACCAGCGAGGCCUCGCGGAACAUCGCCACGGAGGAGGUGAAUGUCAAAGGC